UGUAUUUAAUUAUUCCUUUUACGUGUGACAUGAAGUGAAAACUACUUGAGAGACAAGGGAACCAGCAGGCAGCGGUGCAGUUAUGGAGAAGGGCAACGAGGGAAGAGAACAAUUUAAAACAAAGUGUAAUGACACAUAUAUGUACACACUCACAUAUAUAAACACACAUAUGUGCCACAAGAACCAUUACUUUAUCUGCUAACUUGCAAAAUUAAUUUUCAGGACAGGACAGAGAGAUGGCUCAGAGAGUAAAGGCACUUGGCAGUUUGGAGCCCCAGAAGCCAGGCCUUAACUGAAUGUCUCAAAGAACAACCACUCUCUAAACCUCACCCUGUCCACGCCCGCACUCGUCAACUCAUCACCGCGGGUCUCGGUUGUUUCUUUGCGCUUGAACGGGCUGGUUUGGUCUCCAGCCCCGGGCACCCCAGUCGUAGUUCAAGUCUCUCCAAGCUUCUUGACUGCUGAGCUCCCUUCAAUGGAAGGCAGCUGAGAACGCGUCCUCUCCUCUAGGCACUUUCCCUCAGUCUACAGCUCUCCCCCAGAUACGCAGGCGCCCGAAGGGCUAGCGACUAGGUCACCUCGGGAAAGCGCGGCAGUGCGCCACCCGGCUCCCGAUAGACGCACUAGCGCGAGCGAACAGGCGCAGCCUCCCUGCUGUUUCUCGUGGUAGCUCCGCCCCUGCCCCACAUUGCCACGCCCACAGGCCUUGGGGGGAGGGGCAAGCCUGGAUGACGUCACAGAAACCGGCCGCCCAUUGGGUCUUCGUGCGCGCCGGGUCCGGAGGGCGUGUUCGCUGGCGCUGAUUGGCUGGGGCGCGCCGGCGGGGAGGAGCCGACCGCGGGGCCGGGAGUGCGGCGGCGGCGGCGGCGGCAGCAUGGGUCCUCGCCCGCGGCUUCGCUGAGUCUCCCUGGCCUGGGCUGCCCGCGGCGCCCGCAGCGGCGGCGUCAUGAAGGGGGCCCUGGGGAGCCCGGUAGCCGCCGCGGGCGCCGCGAUGCAGGAGACGUUCGGCUGCGUCGUGGCCAACCGCUUCCAUCAGCUGCUGGACGACGAGUCGGACCCGUUCGACAUCCUGCGCGAGGCCGAGCACCGGCGCCAGCUGCAGCGCAAGCGACGCGACGAGGCGACGGCGGCCAGCGGGGCCGGGCACCGGGGCGGCAGGAGCCCGGCCUUGGCCUCAGGACACAGGCCCGGCGCGGCCGGCCGCAGGGAGUCGCAGAAGGAGCGCAAAAGCCUCGCGGCGUCUGGCGCACAGCAGCCGGACAGUCCCGGGGGCCCGCAGCCUCCAGGCCAGAAGCGGAUUCCAAGGAGAGGGGAGCAGCAAGGAUGGAAUGACAACCGGGGGACAGACGUGGUGCUCGACAGAGCAGAGCGAAGGUCCUGCAGGGAAUGUGGGCCCUAUGACACUGAGAGACAGGCAGGCGCCACAGCGGAGAAGCUCACAGAGGGAAAACCAGUUGACAGGUUUGAUCGAGACAGACCACUGAGAGGACGUGGAGGCCCCAGAGGAGGCCUGAGGAGCAGAGGCAGAGGUGGCCCCGGGAAUAGAGCUUUUGACUACUUUGACCAAAGAGGGAAGCGAGAUUUUGAAAGAUACAGUAGCAACAAUAAAGUUGACACAGAGCCACCUGCACCCAUGGAAGAGACCUUGAUGAUGGAGGAGUGCCAGGGCGCCACAGAUGAGGAGUCUCCAGCCAAAGUUCCUGAGUUGGAGGUAGAAGAGGAAAAUCAAGUCCAAGAGAUGACCUUAGAUGAGUGGAAAAACCUUCAAGAACAAACCAGACCAAAGCCUGAGUUCAAUAUCCGGAAACCAGAGUCCACAGUUCCUUCCAAGGCGGUGGUCAUUCACAAGUCCAGAUACAAAGACGAUAUGGUAAAGGAUGAAGCUCAUGUCUUCCGGAAAGCCGCCAAUGACAUCACAUCCCAGUUGGAGAUUAACUUUGGCAACCUCCCUCGCCCUGGACGGGGAACCAGAGGCAGUACUCGGGGGGGCCGAGGAAGGACCAGAAGAGCAGAGAACUAUGGCCCCCGACCAGAAGUGGUGACCCAAGAUGUCGCUCCCAACCCGGAUGACCCUGAAGACUUCCCCGCCCUGGCCUAACAGCCACUCCCCCGCAGCAGAGCAGCACUAUGAAGAGACUUUCCUUGCCGCGAGAAGAGUCAGACUCUAAGAACAAUAGAUGUUGCUUUUCCCGUGUCGUGUGAACUUGUUGCACUUUCUUGCUCUGUUGGGAUGUGGAGUGCAGGUUCCCGUGAGUUCACACACUUUCCAUGACUUUUGUAAGGAAUGAUGUUUAAAAAAUGUGUAACAACUCCACCAGAGUAAAAUGAAUUAGGAAAUAGAACUGCUGGGCAUGGUGGCACAUGCCUUUAGAACUAGCACUUGGGAGGCCUUUAUAACUAGCACUUGGGAGGCAGAGGCAGGUGAUCUCUGUGAGUUCAAGGCCAGCCUGGUCUACAGAGUGAGUCAAAGUCCAUUAUUUGAGGACACAUGGAGAACUGGAGCCCUUCACCUAAAGCAGCCUAGUCCUCAUACCACGCCUGUAACCAUUCCGUUCUGUUAACAUCGCACACCAGUGACAACCACUCAUGAAGCAGAGGAUGUAGUGGCUUUCAGUGGUGACUAAACUACCUCGUGGUCUGUAUUUGCGCACACCCUCAUGUAGUGUGUGUGUGUGCGCGCCUAGUGUUCAAGUGGUUGUAAGUAUAUUAUUUAAUUCGCUAAUCAAACAAAAAGGCUUCCUGUGUAUUUUUUUUUCCCCCUGAGAAAUGGUGUCAGAAUUCAGCACUGUACUCUGAGCAGACGGACUUGUAGCUAAAUCCCAUUUGCCCAUUUGCCAACUAGGAACAUGGGCAGGUCCCUCCCCUGGGCUGUACCUGAGGUUCCUGUGGCACUUGGCCACCUCUGGUGGAGGGUUAGGGUUAGGGGCCACCUCAGAGGCUCACCCCCUUACCUGGAAUCCCACCCCAAACAGGGCCAAGCCACCCAUCCACUUGUUUAAGAGUCAUUGUGUGUGGGAGGGUCCAGAAGGGGCUAGACAGCUGCAGAGAUGGGGAGGGAGGCUGGCCUGUUGUCCUCACGGUUGGACCCUGCUCCCAAGGCCCAGGGCUCCUCGCAUUUGGUCUGUGAAUGGUGUGAAUGAAAGGUGGCACUCCCUCUGAAUCGUGUAUGAAAACUGAACCCUAGACACAUUACUGCCAAGGGUGUUUGCUUUGAGUGACCUCCUGCUCCUAUGUUUAUUAAAUGAACGAGCACAAAGGUA
Molecule: messenger RNA, 3260 nt
Organism: Meriones unguiculatus (Mongolian gerbil)
Lineage: Eukaryota; Metazoa; Chordata; Mammalia; Rodentia; Muridae
Gene: Habp4
Product: hyaluronan binding protein 4
Exons: 7
Coding region: 947-2098 (383 amino acids)
Biological process (GO): positive regulation of RNA splicing; positive regulation of translational initiation
Cellular component (GO): nucleus; cytoplasm
Molecular function (GO): RNA binding
Source: RefSeq, a predicted model, not a curated record